CUCCACGCUGGAGAGUCUCAGAGUAUACGGAACGCGCCACAGUGAAACGUCUAGGCUUAACGCUUGGUUGAAAUACAAAAUACAAGUUUUCGACUCAGCGCUGUUUAUCAAUUGACAUCUUUAAGCAGAACGACAACAGUGGUGAAGGAGCUUUUUAUGUUCGCCGAGGCGAGUUUUGGACACUGGCGAUAACUUAACGCAGUAAGUUUGUUACGGGACGGGGAGUUUACGAACGAACUCUAAACUCCGUGAAUCUUCUCGCUUUUGUCUCAAACCCCGGCGGUACUUGCUAGACUUCUUCCGAAGAGAAAGCGCAACAUUAAGAUAAGCGGAGAGUGAGUUAUCGCUUGAAACUCCGAAAGACUUUUCAACUAAAAGUUUCGUUUUCUCUUCUAUGUCUACCAAGAUGGAAACUACAUUCUACGAUGACACUCUAAACAGCGCGUUCUCCCAGCAUGACAGCGCUACUUUUGGAUACAACCACAAGGCACUGAAACACAGAAUGACGCUGAAUUUGACCGACCCAGCCGGCAACCUGAAGCCCCAUCUGAGAGCGAAAGCCAGCGACAUACUGACCUCGCCCGAUGUGGGACUGCUCAAGCUGGCUUCUCCGGAAUUGGAAAGGCUUAUUAUCCAGUCCAGUAACGGCCUGAUAACCACAACGCCGACUCCGACUCAGUUUCUCUGUCCUAAGAAUGUGACGGAUGAGCAGGAGGGUUUCGCGGAAGGGUUUGUGAGGGCACUGGCCGAGCUGCAUCACCAACACAUGCCCAGCGUCACCUCCGCUCCCCAGACGACCAUCAACAACACCAUGGCGCCCGCCGCGUCUACGGCAGGUGGUGCGGUUUACAGCGCAGCAAUGCGCUCGGAUCCCCCUGUGUAUGCUGACCUGAACACUUUCAACCCCGGUAACAGCAGUGCGCCCUCGGCGGCACCGAGUUUCAGCACCGCCAACCCUGCUAUGAGCUACACGACAGCACCGCAACAGCACACCAUGAGCACCCAACUGCUCGUCCAGCACCCUAGACUUCAGGCGCUGAAAGAGGAACCUCAGACGGUGCCGGAGAUGCCCGGAGAGACCCCUCCUCUCUCUCCCAUCAACAUGGAGAGCCAGGAGCGGAUUAAAGCCGAGAGAAAGCGCAUGAGGAACCGGGUCGCCGCUUCCAAAUGCCGGAAGAGGAAACUUGAGAGGAUCUCCCGGCUGGAGGACAAAGUCAAGAACCUGAAGUCGCAGAACUCGGAGCUGGCAUCUACUGCCAACAUGCUGCGCGAACAAGUGGCACAGCUCAAGCAGAAAGUCAUGAACCACGUCAACAGCGGCUGCCAACUUAUGUUGACACAGCAGCUGCAGACUUUCUGAGAAGAACGAAAAGACUUUGGGUUUACUUGAAUAGACGCAAAGGACAAACUUCUUGGGGUUCAAGCAAGCAUGACAGCUGCCACUGGGACCGGGAAUGUCCGGCCGAGAGCCUUGCGCUUUGGCGCGUAAAAGGAUGUUCUGACUGGACUUUUGGGGAGUUUAAAACUUCACAAACUCGGUCUAAUAGAGACAGAGGGCAUGAGACUCACUCUGUUACAUCUUUUUCUUUCUGAUGAGAAAAGAGACUUAUCACUAACUUCACUUUGACCAGAUGGUGCAUGGACCUAUGCUCAACGGAGCUGUCAGUAUUAUGGAAGAAUAGAGGGGACAUGACUAUAAUACAAUAAUAAGGAUAUAAAUGUCUGGCGCACCAAGCAGGAAGUCUGUCCUCUAAGCAUUUGAUAAAGCUGCCAGGCUUCUGAGUUGCAUUGUACGUUUUGUGCUUAAACCGAAUGACUUUUUCUCUGAGUUAGUCAAACUUCAGCUGUUUCCUUUUUUUUAAAAGUCCAUUAAUGAGGUUUCACUCAUUGUUAUUUGUAAAUAAGAUCAAACAUGCAAGAGUACUUAAGUUUACCAUUUGUAAGUACAAUAUAAUUUUUUAUUUUAGUUUUCUGAGAACAUCAGAAACUAUCAAUAUUUAUGAACUGUAAUAAAGUAUGUGAAACGAAAACAAUGUCGU
Triplophysa dalaica is the source of this 2039-nucleotide messenger RNA. It is a transcript of the gene jun, whose product is annotated as Jun proto-oncogene, AP-1 transcription factor subunit. Lineage: Eukaryota; Metazoa; Chordata; Actinopteri; Cypriniformes; Nemacheilidae. The transcript has a single exon. The record is from RefSeq and is a predicted model, not a curated record. Gene Ontology annotation, biological process: regulation of cell population proliferation; regulation of cell cycle; regulation of transcription by RNA polymerase II. The coding region runs from base 395 to 1360 and encodes 321 amino acids. Gene Ontology annotation, molecular function: RNA polymerase II cis-regulatory region sequence-specific DNA binding; transcription factor binding; DNA-binding transcription factor activity, RNA polymerase II-specific. Gene Ontology annotation, cellular component: transcription regulator complex.